Daktulosphaira vitifoliae (grape phylloxera) is the source of this 1885-nucleotide messenger RNA. RefSeq names its product DNA excision repair protein ERCC-1 (gene Ercc1). Bases 330 to 1112 code for a protein of 260 amino acids. The transcript has 4 exons. NCBI's taxonomy places the organism in Eukaryota, Metazoa, Arthropoda, Insecta, Hemiptera, Phylloxeridae. Gene Ontology annotation, cellular component: nucleotide-excision repair factor 1 complex; ERCC4-ERCC1 complex; nucleus. Gene Ontology annotation, biological process: UV-damage excision repair; mitotic recombination; meiotic mismatch repair. Gene Ontology annotation, molecular function: single-stranded DNA binding; damaged DNA binding. The record is from RefSeq and is a predicted model, not a curated record.
UAAAAAAAAGAAUUAUUUAUUUAUUAUUAAAUUUUGGAAAAUGUUUACAUAGUUUAAAUUUGGUGAUUUAUCUACAUCAAAGUGGACGACUGAUUUAAUGACAUUGUAUAUUUUUAUCAGUGUUCAUUCUGUGGCAAUCUACGUCAGAAUAGUUUGUUAUCUAAAAUAUUAAUUUCUUUUUAUAAUCGUGAUGUUAAUGAAUGAAUACGUAUUUUUAAUAAAUUUAUCAAAAAUUUUACGAGUUUAAUUGUAUUAUUAUUAUUAAAAAAUUAUUAUUCCGUGAUGAUCCACAUUAAUCUUUUUGUAUAUAAUAAUUUUUUUGGAUCAAUAUGAACAAGCCUGGGUCUUUUGCAAACGAAUUUCUUCAAACAAAAUCUUCGGAACAUUACAAAACAAUAGAUUCAGUAUCUAGUCAACCAGUUAAAAAUGCAAUUAACAUUAAUCAACCAAGCACGAGUGGUCAUAAACAAUCUCCUAUUAAAUCAUCAUCAUCAUCCGCCGCUAUUCUAGUCAAUAUCAAACAAAAGGGCAAUCCUUUAUUAAAAUCAAUUGUAAAUGUACCAUGGGAAUAUUCUGAAAGUAUCAUACCAGAUUAUAUAAUGGGAAGAACAACAUGUGCAUUGUUUUUAUCUGUUCGCUAUCAUCUAUUAAAACCUGAUUAUAUAUACAAAAGAGUCAAGUCACUAGGCAAACUCUAUGAACUUCGAGUUUUAGUACUGCAAGUUGAUGUUAAAGAUCCUCAUAAUGCAUUGAAACAACUAACAAGAAUGUGUUUAGCAGCAGAUUUAACCUUGAUGCUAGCAUGGAGCCCUGAAGAAGCUGGAAAACUUGUAGAAACUUAUAAAAUAUUUGAAAGUAAACCUCCUGAUCUUAUUAUGGAAAAACCUGAAGCUGAUAGCCAUUCGAGAGUUGUUAAUGCCCUAACUACAAUUCGGGCUGUGAAUAAAACAGAUGCUAAUUUAUUACUAAGUACAUUUGGAUCUUUAGAAGGUAUAUGUAAAGCACCUCUACGAUCUCUUUCACUUUGCCAAGGUAUUGCUCAACAUAAAGCAACUCAGUUGCAUAAUACUUUGAACAAACCAUUUUUAAAACAAACAUUUCCUAAAACCUAAUAUUAUUUGAACUAUGUAUUUUUAAGUUUAUUUAUUUUAGUUUAACAAAAAAAAUAAUUUUACAUACAAUCUCAAUUUUGUAUUAUUUUGAGUUUAUUAACUAUAUUUAUGCUGCUUUAAACAUUAUUUUUUAACAUAAUAAUUUUUAAAAAAUGAAGGCAUAAGUUAACAAAAUAUAAUUAAAGCAGCCAUUCUAUAGACAUUAACAAAUGAUUUAGUUUAAGUUUCUAUCAGUAAAUUAAAAUCAAUUUAUAGAAAAUUUCUAAUGAAAAAUAAAAAAAAAAUUGAAAUAUAAAUGGUAAUUUUACUUUUGAUUAAUUUAAAUACUGGUACUCCUUGUAAAAAUAACAUAUAUUAAUUUAACUUCUUACAUUGCACAAAAAUUUGAUGGUUAGAGAUGGUCCCAAUGAUUAAUACAGUUUCAUAUUAUGAGUGUGCUGUUCAUUAUCAUGGACAUUCCCAUCUCAGGAGAUAUUCUUACCAUUUAUCUUUUUGUACUCAUGGUUAAGAAACCAAUGCAUUUUUGGAGGCUUCUAAUGACUUUGAUGUGUUGUAAUAGCGCUAAAAAAAAAUUAAUUUAAUUACAGAUAUAAGUUAAUAUAAUAAAAUUAUAUGUAUUUAAAUUUCUACACAUCUAUUAAGUCACAAAAAUGACAAAUCCAAUAACUUUUCAUUCAAUUAUCGUUUUAUUGAAAUUUUUUUUUAAUGAUCUUAAACUAUGUUUUAUAUUUAUAUAUGUUAUUAUUUAUCACUAAUAAAAACUUUUUUUUAAU